Ostreococcus tauri is the source of this 750-nucleotide messenger RNA. RefSeq names its product unnamed product. The record is from RefSeq and is a predicted model, not a curated record. NCBI's taxonomy places the organism in Eukaryota, Viridiplantae, Chlorophyta, Mamiellophyceae, Mamiellales, Bathycoccaceae. The transcript has a single exon. The coding region runs from base 1 to 750 and encodes 249 amino acids.
AUGAACGCACCGCCGGACGCGGAGGCGGAGCGCGCGGAGGAGGCGCGCGCGCGAGCGGCGUUCGAGUCGAGUCUGGAGGAGGCGCGGGCGUAUCGGUACGUCUUUGCGGGGGACUUGUUGAGCGGGAACGGGGACUCAUUCGCGUGGAAGUACCUGUCUGACGCCUUGGGGAUGAUAGGUAUCACGCUCGACGCGCCAAAUCUAGUGGGCUCGAGCUCAGAGGAGUUCACGGUUUCGACGGCGUUGGAAACGUUGACGAAGGCGCUCGAGGGUGACGAGCGUCGACCGAUACGCCUGAUCGGAUCGAGCACGGGUGCGUUCGUGGCGGCAAUGUACGCCGAGGCGAAUCCACUGAGAGUGGAUAAGGUUUUUUUACUCUCGCCCACGUGGAACUUGGCGAGCCUUCUAGGCAACUUUGAGAGGCGCUACGGGGUGAAGUUUUCUGAUGCGUUUCGAGCGGACGCCGAGACAUUACCAGGGUUUCCCACAAUUAAGUGUCCGGCGUACGUCGUUCACGGACACGACGACGAAAUUUCGCCAUUGAAGAAUUCCGAGCGUUGGAUGAACAUGGCUUCGCAGUGGACGCGUCAAGAGGGUGACUCGGAAGAGGUUGUUGGGGAGCGAAGACUGCUGGAGGUGCAAGGUCUUGGCCACGGCGUCGAGACUGCACUUCCACAAUCGAUGGGCCGAUUCACUGAAUUUUUCAAACUUCCACGCGUGGAUUUGUAUUUGCGCGAGCAAGAUCCGUGA